AUGACACCAACUCCAGUAACUAUUAAAAAGUCAAAAGGUGCAAGAGAUUUCUUUCUUAAAUUAGCUUCACCUUUAAAUUAUAAACCUCAACAACUGGAAAUCGAUCAAACUCCAAUAACACCAAUUUCUCAAGUAUUCCAAACUCUAGAGUUAUCAGAUAUCAAACCACCACCAGCUCCAGCUCAAUACAAUUUAACUGCCGAUGAUAUACCACAACUAAUACUGACUCCAAGAAUAUCACUGUUAAUGCAUCCUAAAAUAUUGGAAUUUGAAAUAGACUCAUUUGAACAAACAUCAACCCCAAUAAGAGGUGAAACUAGGAAAAGAAGAAAUGCUUAUGAGUCUGAAUCUAUAAAACACAGAAGUGAUGAUUCAGUGGAUUCUAUAUUUGAUAAUGCUUAUAACUCAGAUGUUGAGGACUUGGGUUAUUACUUGAAGCAAGUGUCUGGAUCUAUAUCCAGACCGGGUUCAUUUUCUGACAAGGAAAGUUCAAUCUUUUUAACCCAGGCGGAUAUUGAGAUAUUCACUAAACACGACAUAUCAAACCCUAAACCUCCAUCCGAUACAUUUAUGGAAAGCUUUUUGGAUGUUUAUGAAGACCAAAUUAAUGAACAUACCACCAAUCAACAACAACUAGUCGACCUAGAAGAGCUUCAAUCAGAAGAAGAAGAUAACUUGUCUUUAAACAACCAAGCUGGUCUUGAAAUAAAUGAUGAGAUUUACCAAUUAGAAUUAAUGCUAAUUAAAGAAAAACACAAUUAUAUGAUGAAAAAACAACAACGACAAAUUAAACAUUUACAAAAAUUAUUAAAUUAUCAAAGUCAAAUAAACCAGCAAUUGGUCAAUCAAAUGUUAGUCAACAACAAUAACAAUAAUAAUUAUAAUAACAACAGCGACAACAGUGACAAAUUAUUGCCACCAUUUUCAAUGACUUAUCCACAUAAAAAACCAAACACCAAUAUUGAUAUCGAUCUUUACAUUGAUGAUAAUAAAUCUACUGUAUCAUCAGCUGAUUCAAUAAUGAGUAGGAAUCUUGACAUUCAUAAUCACAAUUAUCAACAUAUUCACAAUAAUGGUGAUGAUGAUGGUAAUAAUACUGUGGAAACCAGAAAUUGCUCAAGUACACCCAGUUUAAGAAGUCAUCUUUUAAACGAUUAUUGCAAAAUUAAUUGUUAA
This is a messenger RNA of Candida albicans SC5314, 1176 nucleotides long. RefSeq lists its product as uncharacterized. NCBI's taxonomy places the organism in Eukaryota, Fungi, Ascomycota, Pichiomycetes, Serinales, Debaryomycetaceae. The coding region runs from base 1 to 1176 and encodes 391 amino acids. The record is from RefSeq and is a predicted model, not a curated record. The transcript has a single exon.